CAUAUGAGCAGGAGGUGUGGUUCUUUCUCCGCUAAACAAUUUGCUACAUUAAGCCACGUGCUUACUGUGUAAAUCAUAUGCUGGUGGACCUGCCGUCUGGAGGAAGGAGGACUCGUCCACUUUAUCAGAAGGUUCACACACUUUUGAGGUUCUAAAGCAGAAUGUGCCAUGGAUCAAGUGCUGAACAUUGCUGACAAUUACAUCUGCACUCCUUAUGUUUACCCGGCCUCAUGGCCCGAGGACUGGGCUCCGCGUCAGAUAAUCAGCCUGUGGGUGCUGACCAACCUGGGAGCAUUGCUGAUUUACCUGGGCUUCGGUGCUCUUAGCUUCUACUACGUGUUUGACCAUAAGCUCAUGAAACAUCCACAGUUUAUCAAGAACCAGGUAAGAAAAGAGAUUCAACUAGGAAUAGCCUCCAUCUUCUGGAUGAGCUUCCCCACUGUCGCCCUUUUCUUCUGGGAGAUCAAGGGACACAGCCAACUUUAUGACAACAUCAGCGAAUCUUCUCUGGGCUGGCCUGGGGUGUACCUGAGCAUUGCUGGUUUCUUGUUCUUUACUGACAUGUGUAUCUACUGGAUACACCGUUCCAUGCACCAUAGGAGCAUUUACAAGCACUUACAUAAGCAGCACCAUAUAUUCAAGAUCCCUUCGCCUUUUGCCAGCCAUGCCUUCCACCCACUCGACGGCUUCCUGCAGAGCUUACCCUAUCACAUCUACCCAUUCAUCUUCCCCCUCCACAAGGUGGUCUACCUCUCACUAUUUGUCUUUGUCAACAUCUGGACCAUUUCCAUACACGAUGGGGACUACCGCAUCCCCGGCCCCCUGAUAUGUCUGAUCAAUGGUGCUGCUCACCACGUAGACCAUCAUCUCUUCUUCAACUACAACUAUGGACAAUACUUUACACUCUGGGACCGUCUAGGGGGAUCCUACCGACACCCCUCAGCCCUGCUGGGUAGGGGGCCACAUGACCACAUUUGCAAGCUCGUGACAGAGGCUGCACACACACAGUGACGAUGGAGCUACAGCCAAGACUUUCUUUUCUGGUUUAAAAUUCUCAGGGAAGUUCCUACAGUGGUGCUCAGCCUGGGUCACGACGCAAGAGACUUGGAUUUUUUUCCACACAGAGUUGUGAAAAUGUUAAAUACAAAAAUAUGAAAGCACGUUUGGAGGGAAUUACAUUUUUCUCAUAGGU
Messenger RNA from Sander lucioperca (pikeperch), 1192 nucleotides. RefSeq names its product lathosterol oxidase-like. Bases 169 to 1011 code for a protein of 280 amino acids. NCBI's taxonomy places the organism in Eukaryota, Metazoa, Chordata, Actinopteri, Perciformes, Percidae. The transcript is spliced from 6 exons. Gene Ontology annotation, molecular function: iron ion binding; oxidoreductase activity. The record is from RefSeq and is a predicted model, not a curated record.